AUGAAUAAAUCAAGCAGCUUGAAGAGCAAUUCCUCCAGUUCCAAGGGGGUUAACAAAAAAUCAUCCAGACAUACAAUUGUAACGGAAGGAGGAGUUACUCCUCACAAGCAGCACACCCUUGUCAGUACUGCUAGCAACAAUCUGGGGAGAGACCCAUCGCAUGAUACUGGUUAUGGAAAUUCAGUUAAGUUCCUUUUAGAAGAUGGGCAAACCUACGGGACCACCUCAAGUCUAGAUAACGCAAGCAGGUCGAAAAAUUACGCUUACUCUUCUGACAACUCUUUUUUGAAUGUUUCAUCUGGGGAUAACUUUUCCUACGCUGCUAAUAGGAGCGCAAAUGGUCAGCAGAGCCCGUUUCAUUCUAAAUUGAAUAGCCAGAGCAAUUUCGGUAGCGGCAACUUUGGUGGAAGCGGCAACUAUGGUGGCAGCUGCAACAGUAGGAUCGCCUACAAUACAGGGAAUAGCACCAUAAAUUUGGACAAUUACGACUACCUAGAUGUUGACACGGCCCCGCACAACCAUCAGAACGAGAACAAUUUUCCACCGCAGGAUAAUUAUUCUGGAACGAACAAGCAGUUGUACUCUGCAUCUGGCACCUUAUCUCACAUACAUCCAAGACAUGGUCACAUGAGUCAAAAUAUUUCAUACCCAGAUCAAUAUAGCUAUAGCACCUAUUCGAGCAGAAGUCCUCAAAUGAGCGGAAGAACAUCUUAUUUCCCCUUCAACGGUAAGAGUGGUGCCCGUUCUUUGUGCAGUUCCCCAACUUUUUCAGGCUACGAAAAUGAGUAUUACGCCUACCCCCAUGGAGAAUCUAAUUUCAGAAACCUGCCCCCACAUAUGUAUUACUUGGCGAAGGAGGAAAAUGAAGAAUGUUGUUGUUUAAAAAAAGGAACCAACUGUUCACUACCUGGCUGCAACUCACACAUGGAUAAUUCAUAUGAGUACAUAAUUCAGGCACCAAAAAUGCCUAUAACCAUUAAAGCUCCAAAUAAAAAAAGGUUCGAUAUGUUCAAAAAGAUAACCCUAACUGUGGGGACCUACUUGGACGACGUUGUAAAUGUAAUGAUAGGAAUCGUAGAGUCCUCUUACAAAUGCAUAGCGCGGAACAAUAAAACUAACUUGUAUGAUUUGCACCCAUUUUAUAAUCCAGAUCCCAUUUACUCGAGAAAUGAAAGGCCAACAUUAAAAACGGGAAGCACUUUGUUAGAUAAAAUAAAUUCUGCGCUAGACGGCACGACGCUUGAAAAGCACAAACAUUUGCCCAGAGACUUUGGAAGAGAAGCCAUUCCGAAGACGCAGAAGACCGGGAGCAAAUUUGUCGACGGGAUGAAUAACAUGCUGGACAAUUUAUUGAACGAGCCUUUGUCUUACCAAAAAUAUGAUUACUUCAGUGAUCGGUGUGAGCAAGGGAUUGGGGAAAGGCAAUAG
Plasmodium fragile is the source of this 1428-nucleotide messenger RNA. RefSeq lists its product as uncharacterized. Lineage: Eukaryota; Apicomplexa; Aconoidasida; Haemosporida; Plasmodiidae. The transcript has a single exon. The record is from RefSeq and is a predicted model, not a curated record. Bases 1 to 1428 code for a protein of 475 amino acids.